Messenger RNA from Dama dama (fallow deer), 8736 nucleotides. Its product is annotated as spermatogenesis-associated protein 31E1-like. The transcript has 8 exons. The record is from RefSeq and is a predicted model, not a curated record. Lineage: Eukaryota; Metazoa; Chordata; Mammalia; Artiodactyla; Cervidae. Bases 1261 to 5664 code for a protein of 1467 amino acids.
GCUGGCCGUGGAACCCGGGCCCCUUCCGCGAGGGCCCGGCGGGAGCCGGGAGAAAGGUGCGAGGCGCCAGCGGUGGGCUUGGCCAGUGCCUGGGCCCUGCCGCCGCCGGGCUCCUAUUUGUUUUUAAUUUGAGGAUAAUGACAAUAUCCUGAUUUUCCUACCCAACACUUUGGCUUCUGAAGUGACAUUUAUCUAAAAACUGCUGCAUUGUUCCAGGUAAUUUUAACAAAACGUACAGAUUUGUCAGCAGAACUAGACUUAGAAAUGACAUGAGAGGAAGAACAAGAAAAAUCUGAUGGAGAAGAAAAUAACCAUUCACAGGUCAAAGCACAGAUUAAUGAUGUGAGCUACCUGAAUGACUGAACUCAGUCAUCUGAAAGUGCUUCCCAGGAUGGUGAUGUCUUCACUCUGAGAUUUCCACAUUGCAAGUAGAACCGCUUGGCUUGAGGUAUAAAGAUUGACCUUAAAGCAAGAAGAAGAGAAUAGAAGAAAUGCUGACAUGUUAUAUGAAAAAAUUAGGGAGCAGUUAAGAAGAAAGGAAGACCAAUAUAGUAAAGAAGCUGAAAUGAAACAGCAACUUGAACUCACUCUCACAGCACUAGAUGGAACUGAAGACUGAGAAAUGAUCUGAAUCAGGUUAUGGAAGUGUACCAUGACGCUCAGAAGCAGCUUUCUGGAGAACGGAAUGCCAGAAGCUUACAGGAGGGAAUCCUGGCCAAUCACCUUGCCAAAGAAAAGCAGAAAGAAAUGGCUGAUAAGGAAAUGAACUCUUAGCAUCGAAAGGAACGAAGGGGAAGAAGCAGGAGCAGCAAGAGAAAUGGCGCUUUGAAAGCUUGCAGAGAUUGCCUGGAAGAACUGGAAGAGGUCUGGGACCUGACUUCACUUCUGCAAAGACACCUGGGGAGGUUCCCUGACAAGGACAGCUUUCAUCAGAUCUCAUGGCAAGAUUCACCUGGUGAGGUUUGCAAAGCAGUGCCUGCUGGAGCCCACCCACCAUGCAGGGAAGAGGCGGCUCCCACCAUUUCCCCAGCUCCUCUGACCAAGCAGCCUCUACCCUGCACUUCUGCCAUUUCUCCAGGGUCAGUUUCCACUUACUCAGAGUCAUACCUGAGUGCCUCUCCAACACCAGAGCCUUUCUUUCCCCUGGACAGCCUUUCCCCCUGGCCACUGGCUGUUUCCCCUUCCCCACCAAGCCCGCCUCAUGGGAGAGCCUGCCCUCCACCUCCAGCACCCUGCUCUACCCCAACACCAUCAGGCUCCAUGCUGAGUCUCACUCAGGGUGACUCCACGACACGCACACUGGGUACCAUCCCACACAGGUCAUCUCCACACUCCCCCUGGAGACCAGCCAUCCCAGGGAUUGUCCAUUCAAGCAGCCCUGGAUCGGCCCUGGCCUGGUGGCAGGAAGCAGCCACAGCCUGGAGCUUCUCCACCUCAACACACUUAGAGUCCCAGAAAGAAAGCCUUCCCCUCUACCCACCAGAGGCCUCAUUCUGGGAAGAUCCCCGAAACGGGCAGGGAGAGGCUGGUGGCCUCGCUUUUAUCAACCCUAAUGUCCAGGAGCUACUGGAAAUACUAAUCACCAAAAGGGUGGAACUGAAGUCUUGGGAGGAGAAAGAAAAGGACAAGGAGGCAGGCUACCACCUGAAUUCUUUGGGGAAGAGGAUCGAGUCGCUGGGUCACAAACAGGACACCUUGGGUCACCAACACUUCGGGAACAUAACUGGCAAACAUGAUCAGCUGCUUGGUCCCGAGAAGCCCCAAUAUCCUGAUACUCUGGGGGGCUGUCUACAGAAGACAUGCAGCCAGCUCUUCUGGGGUCUCCCCUUUCUGCACAGUGAGUCUCUCAUAGCUGCUGUCACAGUACCUGGGUCAGCUCUAGAGUUAUGCCCUGUCUUAUUUAACGAACGCUCUAAAGCCAAACCAUUGCAUAUUCCAGCUAAAGUAACUUCACAACUGUCAUUGGCCAAGCACUUGACCCAACCUGUGGCCCAGGCUCAACCUCAGUCCUUGACUCCCACCAUGCCCCAGUUGCAGCCAUCACCUCUGGGUCACAUGGAGACCCAGGCCCAACCCCUACCCUUAACUCCAAUCAUGCCCCAAUGUCAACCAUCAUCUGAAGUUUCAUUGGAGACCCAGUCCAGCUCCCAAAUCGUGGCUUCAACCAUGCCUCACUCUCUACCACCAACUCGGGCUCACAUGGAAGCCCAGGCCCGACCCCAACUCUUGGUUCCAACCCUGCCUCACUUUCAGCCACCACCUCAGACUCACAUGGAGACCCAGGCCCGCCCCCAACCAUGGACUCCACUCACGCCCCAAUUUCAACCAUCACCUCGAGCUCACAUGGAGACACAGGUGCGAUCCCAACUCUUGGCUCAAACCAUGUCUCAUUUUCAACUACCACUUCGGGCUCACAUGAAGACCCAGGUUCCACCCCUAGUCCAGACUCCAUCCAUGUCCCAGUGUCAAUCACCACAACCUCAAGCUCACAUGGAGAUUCAGGACCAAUCCCUACCUUGGACUCCAAACAUGCCCCAGUUUCAACCACUUGUUCAGGCUCAUGUGGAGACCCAGGGCCGAUCCCUACCCUGGACUGCAACCAUGCCUCAAUGUCCACCAUCAUCUGAGAUUUCCAUGGAGGUCCAGGACCACCAACAACCCUCAGCUCCAACCAUGCCCCAGUUUCAACCACCUCCUCGGGCUCACGUGGAGAUCCAGGCCCAACCGAUACCCCUGGCUCUAAAUAUACCUCACUGUCAGCCAUCUUCUCGGGCUCAUAUGGAGAUCCAGGCCCAACCUCAAUUUUUAACUCCAGCCAUACCCCAAUAUCAUCCACAACCUCAGGCUCAGUUAGAAACCACUGUCCAUCUAUCACGCUCCCCCCUAGUCCAGUCAUCAUCUUCUCAACGCCAGAUUGGCAUUGAGAAGUCCUUUGAAACAUCUUGCACUACAGUCCCAAAUAAGGCAUCAUCUUUCAGUUCAAAUGCAAUUGAAAACCUGGAAUGUCACUUUUGGAAAAAACAACUAGAAAGCAGGAGAACUUUGCCCUCUUUGGUUAAAAAUUCUCAGCAAGUCUUUAUCCAGGUCACUCUCAACCCAUCCCAGGAGACCAGGUCUUCCCAGGCCCACAGCUCUGUCCCCAUCCUUCCUGGGCAUUUGAUCAGCCCUGAGGUUCGGAAGAAACUGGAGCACCACAUUUCCCAAAGGUUCAUGCAGCAACAGAGUGGCCUGCCCUGCAGAAUCCAAGCAUCUCAGAAACUGAUGCAGCCCCAGGAUCAAUACCCAAGGCCAUGCCAGGCACAGGGCAGGGAGGGGCCCUCAAGAUCUUCUGCAGGUCGAGGCAAAAUGAGCCAGGAUGUACAAAAGAUGAGGUCCAAGUGCCCAGCACAAAUCCUACCAGGGACAGACCUGUGCCAUGAGGUGGGGCAGAGUGUGGGGAAGAUCGUAAAAGAUCUGUACAUGUUCCCAGCCAACCCUCCAGUGAAGGACCCAAGAGCAAAACCUGCAUCAGAAAUAGAGUUGAGCCUAGACAGGAAGCAACCAGAAGUCUCAGGAGUCCUUACAGAGAGGAAGGCAGAGCAGAUCUGUGAGAGUGAGAUCCCUGUGAAUGUCUGUCACUUGAGGCUUGUGGACAACCUUGCUUUAGGCACUCUGGGAGAGACAAAUGCUCCCAUGAAGACAGAAAGUACACAGUCCUCUCAGGAUGGGAAAGCCUCCAUGAUCACCUCCCAUGAGUCUCUUGUCCUCAGCCCGUAUACUGAGCAGGAGUUGGAAGCACAUAUAAUAAGGUUUCGGGUGAGGCACAGGUGGAGCCUAUUCUUCAAAGUCCUUAAGUUCAUAUUUCGCUUGAAGUUGAAAAAGGUUCAAGUGCCCACAUUGAAGGUCACCUGUGAAUCUGGAUACCAGUCAACUGCCCUAUUAACCAAGGGCUUGGGGAAACCUCCUCAGCCCCAUGCAGGUGAGAAACUGAAAACAACGGAGGCAGUUCCCCCACUGGAGAGGCCCCUCCCUGUCCCCUCACAGGUGACUGAGGAAGCCCGGGGGGCUCUGGGAGGACGCACACCUGGGGACACCCAUAAGCCCCCAGAGGCCCCUCUGACUGGACAGGAAGACAAGCCACCUCCUCAGGCCCCCACAUACAGCUUUGUGGGCAGAAUGUGGCACAGCAUGUCUGUAGUGGAGGCUGACAAAGGCAGCCUGGAGCCAAGUCCAAGUUCAGCCAUGGCCAGGAAUGAGCCACAGAAGGAAACCAGGGGGCAGGCCUCCCCAGCAUCUUGCUCUAAUGUGAUAGUUGUGGACCUUGAUGAAUGCUCCCCAUCUUCCAGGGCGCAAGAGGUCGUGGAGGGAGACUCUGCUGGGAAGGGCACCAGGGAACCUAGCGUGCAGGUCAAAUACCUAGACAUCAAUAUCGAUCUCGGGAGAUCACGGUCUCCAAGGUCCAGUGAAAGCCCCUCACUGAACACCACAUCUGCUGCCUCAAAUACAGAAGAUCUACUCUUUGAGACACAAUCUCGUAAGCUUGAGUCUCAAGGGUUCGCUGACCAGCAGGCUCAGGCUCAGGGCCGAGCUACCAGCGUGCUCCUUCAAGACUGUGAAACUGGAGUACUCCUUCAAGACUGUGCCACCGAUGUGCUUCUCAAAGACUGUCACUCGAAUAUGUUUCUUGCCGCAAACAUCUUGGCUUCUCAGGAAUCUCUGUCCUCUUUUCAGAUCUUAUCCAGUGGAGACAAGUGCAAUUCCCAAAAACUCUAUGAUGCUACCUCAAGUGAAGGGAGCAGCCAGGGGCAGCAGGUGGACAUGAGGCGACAGCUGAAAUAUAAGAGCCAUUGCAAGGAGUCUGUUCCCAAGGAUGGGAGAGAGAAAUAUACAAGGCCCAAAUUAAGACAGAUUAAAAAGGGGCUGGCAGAAUGGAGCGUUUACCAAGCCCAGGGGAUGAGUCAUCCUGGCCAGAAAAAAGAAACAACAGAGUCCCUAAGAAGCAAGUUUCAGCAGUUAGUCCUAAAGAAGAGACAGGUUCCAUCAGAAAGCUUCAAAGAUAGGAUUAAGCUCCUUCUGCAGUGGAUUUUCCCCAGUAAAGGCAGAGACCCAGAAGAGCCCUUGCAAAAAGGCAGGCCUGAAAUAGCCACUGUCCAGAGCCAAGAAUCAAUCAAGAGCAAAUCGACCAUGGACAGCAGGGCGGUUGAGGCUCAGACUCUCAUGACAGCUGUUGGGCAGAUCCUAAAGGAGAGGAUGGUGUUUCACCAGGGACCUCACGCCACGGAGUUAAACUGGUACCAAGCAGAAUUCCAGGGCCCCCGAGGUCCACAUUACUGCCACCACAGAAUCCUGUCUUACCAAGAGGAAAGGAGAAUGAGGAGAGAUACACCCCGUUAUCACCAAGCCACCCCAACGGGCCAUAGCUUUUCAAAAAAGUGGACCAGUCCCAGGGACAGCAAGUGGGCCUUCUCACCCAGGGAGCCAGGUCCCCCUCCAGGCAUAGUCUGCCAGCAUGGCUCACGAGUGACACGGGUCCCAGGCCAUUCCCUCCACUGUCCAAGGCAUGGUCUCCCUCAGAAAUUUACUGGUGAAUCCGAACAUGCUUUUCACAGCAUUCCGGGUAGGAAAACUCUCCUCCAAGAAAAAAAUGCAUGCCAUGCAGAUAAAUACAUUUUUCUCCAAUGUUAGCACAUCCUCGGUGUGCUAAAGGCUUCUUCCUACCAGAAAUUUUGUUUCAUGAAAUAAAUGUUUUUUUCCCAUGAGCAGGGGUAGUGGCCUGUCGGUGCCUCACUGAGGGAGAUGGAAGGCAUCGGGGUCCACGCUUUCCAGGUGCCUGCUUUGACUUCCAGACGGGUUGGGGCCAUGGAGGGAGGGUGACCCCAGCAUAGAUACUCACCCUCACCCCAGUUCCGUAACUGCGCCUUCAGUUUCCAUAAUACCAGCAUUAGAGAAACAAGCAACAGCGUUUAGGACAUGUCACAGUGAACUAAAGCUAAAGACCUCCCCCUUCUCAGGAUCUUUCUCAGUUCUAUCCUACUGUCUCUCCACCUGGACGUUGUACAGCUGGUAGGGGAGGUGUGUUUAGAAGCUGAAAUUCCCCUCAGGCUCAAGAAGUGUCAGGGACAAACUCCCAUGUCAGAAUAAGGAGGGGAGUCCAGAGGUGGGACAAGCCUCACCCCCGAGUCACAGCGGGGUAGAUGCUGCUGCCCUGAAAGCCCCUUUCUCUCCCAGAUGUGGCUGGGACAAGAUAGGCGAGGUUCAUCACUCUCCCCCUGCCUUUCUCCUGCUCUGAAGCAGCAGCAAGAAUGAGGACCACACACUCUGAGAGGACCCCGCUCUGAGAGUGUGCGGUGCAGAGCAUGCAAGCCUCCGAGGGCUGGUCCCACCCAGCCCUGGAGGAGAGGACAGCCAUGCUUACAGAGCCCACCUCCCCCUGUGAAUGAGCAUGGUCAUGACUGUGUGUGGAGGCACCUCACGGUCUGAGAGCAGGAUGCUGUGCCCCUGGGAUGGGAUGCAGAGGAAGGAUGUUAGUGGCAGGGGAGCCCAUAGAUGGUGCAUUUACCAAGGAGCAUUGGUGUCCCACCACCGUCCACAGGGCCAGAGGAAAGAAGUGAGGGGCCGGGUGGCUCAUGCUGGCAUCACUCCAGAACCUCCCCUCUACUGUACUUCCCCGGACCUGUCUGAGGGAGGCCACCUGGAGGCCCUCAACAGAGGGCCAAGCUCCCAGAGGCAACAGAAGCUCAAGCAGAGAAGCUUCACUUUUCCCCACUGUAGCAAUCAGCUUUUACAGGACUGGGUACUCAGGACAGACUCACAGUCCGUGACCUCUACCUACAUGUGUGGCCCAAGGGGGCUCCCAGGGUACAGGUAGGACUCAACAGGCCCAGGGACUGUUCAGGAGUCACAGCAGGUCUCACCUGAACUCAGUCUUACUCACUCCAGAGGCCGGGGUGGAAGACACCAGCAGCCAGGAUGUGUCACCCAGCAUGCAUGGAAGGGACCUGCAGAAAAUGAACACGCCAUCAGCUUUCCUCCUUGGGCUCAUCCAAGCUGGAAAGCGGGGAGACGAGCAUUUCUCCAGAGAGAUUCGGGGCUCUAUGUCACAGACACUGCCCUGGUGCACAGUCCGCCUCCAGAAGGGGGCCUCUGAUCCAGGAGCUGGCAGGAACGGGCUUGCCUCCAUGCCUGUCAGGGCCCCCACAUGUGGGACCAGGCCCGGGGCUAUGGGGGCAGUGGGCACAGGCCUACUUGUGCUGUGGUUCCUCCCUGGAGACUAGUCUUGACUCUGCACCGCAUCCCCUACGGUGGGCACAGCGGUGGGGGCUCAGCCAGGGUCUGAGGGGAGGCGUUGUGUCCUAGAUCAUCGAGUGACCUCGAGAGUUCAGGAGAGGGGAGCACAGAGCUUGGAUCCUGAGCCUGGCUGCUGCCAGGGCCUCUCAGAGGCACCAAGAGGUGAGCGCUGAGUUGGGGGAUCUGGAACUCAGGUUCCCGUCUGGAGACAUGACGCAGAAGGGACACUGACAGAACAGCAAGAAACCUGACCUGAAGAGUCCCUUCCUUCUCGUGCCGUGAGGUGCAAAGAGGACAGCAAGGGAAGGGCCCGUGAAGAGUGGGUGAGACCCACAGUCACCCCAGAGAGGGACCCCACAUUUACACACAGUGACCCAGCACAGGGCCCCCAAUCACCCCACAGAGACCUUCACAGAACCACACUCACCCCAGAGAGGGACCCCCCAUACACCCACACUGAUCCAGCACAGGGCCCCCAAUAACCCCACAGAGACCUCGACAGACCCACACUCAGCCCAGAGAGGGACCCCCCCAUACACCCUCUAGGAUUUCAGGAGUUUUGUAUGGGGCCAUCUAUAUAUAUUUUGCUGUGUAGGGGGCAUGUCUGUGGCUAUUUUUAGGGGCUGGUAGAUGUUGUCUAUUCUUGUGUUUAUAUGUUUCUGUAUUCUACAUGAUGGGAGAAUUAAUUCUGUGUGAGAAUUUGGGAAUGUGGCAUAAGCAUAUGCAGGUAGUGUGGUAUGUAUUUGAAACAGAGUAUAUGUAUAUAGUCAUAUCUUUGCAUAUUUGCAAGGUAGUGGGUAAUUGUGGUUAUAUUUGGGGCUUAUGGAGAGUUGUGUGUAUAAUGAGCUUGUGUGUGUAUUCAAUGGGAAUGGCCAUUUGGAGGAAUAUUUGCUAGUGCUUUGAUUUCUAUUUUUCAGUAGGGGCCACCUAGGCUUACAUAUUUUGAGAAGUUAUUAUGUGUAUAUCUGAUGAGAAGGUGAGAUUUCAGGUUUAUACCGGGGAGUUGGUAAACUUCAUUUAUAUAUAUUAGAAAUAGGUGAAGUGAUUAUUUGUUAAUAUAUGCAGAUGUAUGAGCUGGCUUCUACUAGCUAGGGAUCAUUUGGUAUAUGGAAGUUUUUUCAUAAGUGGUUUCCUGGAGAUAUUUCUAUCUGUCUUACUUGUGUAUACUGAUUUGUAUGUGUCCAUCAUUAGGUGCAUGAAUUAUGAAAGUGCUCAUAAUGUAUGGAGUCCUGGGCGUAUUUAAAUGUAUUUCUUUGAAGACUGUUAGGGUGUUUAUACCUGUGUGUGGUAGUAGGUAAUAUAUUUGUAUAUUCAGGGUGAGGAUUGAUAUACAUAUAUAGUGUCCUUCUCUUUAUAUGUUGGGAGAGAGGUGAGGAGGUUGUAUUCUGGAGAGAUAGCAUAAUGGACCUCCAGUAUUCUUGCCUGGAGAAUCCCCAUGGACAGAGGAGCCUGGUGGGCUAUAGUCCAUGG